GGACUUGGGUGGUGAGCGCCGCAGUAACUGAGGGGAGCUGCCCGAAGCCUCUGAUCAUGUCUUUUAUUCCCCUAUGUCUCCGGAUCUGAACCUCGGUGACCCCUGGUGACUCCUCACGACCACAGCACGCACUUCUGGGGCCCAGUAGCCAACUGGGGUCUCCCCAUUGCGGCCAUCAAUGACAUGAAGAAGUCUCCAGACAUCAUCAGCGGGCGCAUGACGUUUGCGCUCUGUUGUUAUUCUCUGACGUUCAUGAGAUUUGCCUACAAGGUCCAGCCUCGAAACUGGCUUCUGUUUGCGUGCCACGCCACAAAUGAGGUCGCCCAGCUCAUUCAGGGAGGACGGCUCAUCAAAUACCAGAUGGGUCAGCAGACCCCUAAAUAGCGAUGGAGCCGCUCUAGCCAGACAGCACCAGCCGCCGCUGCUCACCCCAGGCCCCCUCAACGCCAACGGCCCUGUGAAGGAGGGAACACCCAGCGCUCGCCCUCUCCACGCCAUGCCACGUGUGUAGAGAUGGCGGGGACUCCCGUGCUCCCCCCUGCCCCCCCCCCCCCCCGCCGCCUUCCAGGGCGGAAUGGGCUAUUCCGAGGAGCUGAUUUAAUCAUGUCUGAUGAGGAUGUCACGAGCAUUGCAUGUGCACCUCUCUUGGGAUCUGCUUAAUAGGGAUCAACA
Perognathus longimembris pacificus (Pacific pocket mouse) is the source of this 672-nucleotide messenger RNA. RefSeq names its product mitochondrial pyruvate carrier 1 (gene Mpc1). The coding region runs from base 184 to 384 and encodes 66 amino acids. Lineage: Eukaryota; Metazoa; Chordata; Mammalia; Rodentia; Heteromyidae. The record is from RefSeq and is a predicted model, not a curated record. Gene Ontology annotation, biological process: pyruvate import into mitochondria. Gene Ontology annotation, cellular component: mitochondrial inner membrane. The transcript is spliced from 4 exons.